Molecule: messenger RNA, 892 nt
Organism: Microplitis mediator
Lineage: Eukaryota; Metazoa; Arthropoda; Insecta; Hymenoptera; Braconidae
Exons: 6
Coding region: 114-824 (236 amino acids)
Source: RefSeq, a predicted model, not a curated record
CCUCAUCUAGUUCUGAGCAGUAUCAUUUUCUCAUAAAACCGCAAUAAAAAAAAGCCAAUAAACGUCGUGAAAUUAUUUAAUACUUCAUUAUUAAGUCAACAGUUGAAGACAAGAUGUCAUAUUUGUAUCUACUUUUGGUAUUUUGUACCGUGAUAAUUAAUACUAGUGCUGAGAAGGUUGAAGAUGAAAAUCCUUAUCCAGUAUUUCCCGCUGAGUUGUUUGAUUACCGCGAAAUUUUAAAAAGUCAGAGAUAUUUUAAAUUUUUAUACAAAUGUUUUAUGAAUGAAAAUCGGUGUACACCUCAAUUGACUGCAUUUAAAAGAUGUAUUCCCGAAAUAAUUGCAACUAAAUGCGGCAAAUGCCGACCUAGUUUAAAAAGAUUAGUAGACACUUCGAUAGAUUUUAUUAAAAUUAAUUAUCCAGAGGGUUACGAAAAUAUAACCGAUAAAUAUGAUCCUGAAGCGAUAUAUAUAAAAAGAAAUAAUUAUUACGAUGAACUUUAUCAAGGUAUGGUUGACGUAACGUUAUUACUAGAAGACGAACAAUGUUUAGCUCGUCAUUAUUCGUGUUUGAUGAGUGAAGGUCCUUGUACAGACGAGGGCAAAGUUCUUAAACAAAUCAUGGUCGAAAUAUUGGGAGAAAAUUGUCAUCGAUGCUCACGACGUCAGUCAGAAGCUGUCAAAAAAGCCUCAUUGUAUCUUGCACGUACUAACAUGACGAAGUAUAUGGCUGUUUUGAAUGUAGUUUUCACAGCUCAGACGGAUGACAUUUCGAAAAGUUCUCCGGAAGACAAAAGAAAUUUUUAUCAUAUUGAUAAAGUUUGAAUCUUUAUAUUAAUUGCUAAUUUAUAUAUAUAAUUCAUAUAAAUUAAAUUAAAAUAACUUUUACCUUU